This is a messenger RNA of Engraulis encrasicolus (European anchovy), 5360 nucleotides long. RefSeq lists its product as uncharacterized. The transcript is spliced from 2 exons. Lineage: Eukaryota; Metazoa; Chordata; Actinopteri; Clupeiformes; Engraulidae. Gene Ontology annotation, biological process: DNA integration. Bases 939 to 4778 code for a protein of 1279 amino acids. The record is from RefSeq and is a predicted model, not a curated record. Gene Ontology annotation, molecular function: nucleic acid binding; zinc ion binding.
GCAUCUUAAAACACAGAUGACUAAUUUGCCUCUCUCAGCUGACAGGGAGUGAGCCCGAGGGCGGGGCCUGGAUGAUUGGAAGCGGCCGCACCUGCGCUACUGCCUACUAAAAGCCUCCAGUUCCAACUACCACUCUCUCUCGGCACCCAGGCAUCCACGCUGCUGUCUUUUUUCUUUGUUUUGGACUUCUUGAGAUGUAACAUGCAACACGCAUACACCACAUUACAAUCAUCCAACACCCGUUCUCACUACACCACUGAUUACUGAUAAAUCCCAUCCACCCACUAGUCUAGUUUUGUCUAUGGAUUGGUUGCUAAUAAUAAAUCAAAGAAACGCUGAUUACACGUCUCUGUCCCCAUUUUUUGUCAUGGACUUGUGUUAGUCCAUGACAAAUGGGGGCUCGUCAAAUUAGCCAGAUUUUUGUUGGGUUUUUUUGUUGAUCGACGCAGCGUGCCUGGGUUGCCGGUGAGCAUUUUUUAUUCUCUCUUUCCCUUGCCUUUUGCGUCUUUUGGUGGGGGCUGGAGGCGUGUGCGGUCGAUUGAAUUAUUUCAAUUAGGGCGUUUUUCCGUCGGUGUUUCCCAUUACUGCGUAUCCAUAGACCCGCGGGUGCCUUCCCUGGUAGGCAUAGGAGAUGCCCUUGGGCGUCUCAUUUUUUUUGUUUUUGUGACGGUGAAGGCGGGUAGUAGCGUCUUGUCUCGGGAGCACGUCCAGAGUCGCGAGGUGGCAUAGUUGUCUCUCGUACUCUUGGGUUCAGGUGCGUAACAACCCCCCGUCACUAACCGUCUGAAGACUAGGAUCUACUUAGCACAGUCUAUGUAUCCCAUGGUUAGGAAGAUGGGAUUGUUACUCGCGGGUUCUUAGGGAUAACAGUAUUAAUUUGUUAAACCCGAUGGUCGUGGUCCCACGUUUUUUCAUUGAUUAGUGGUGGAAUCAAGGCAAUGUCUGAAGUUGAGGAAUUCAUUGAAACUCCUACCGAGGAGGCGUUUGGGAAAUUAUCAAAAGCCCAGUUAAUUACAGUUGCAGAACAUUAUGAGGUAUCCCUGACAAGUAAUGACAAGAGGAACAAACAGAUGUUGAAAAUAUUGCUGAGGGAGGCGCUGGUUAAGAAAGAGCUUAUGUCGCCAGCCACUGACCUAGAAUUUAAUUUAACCCUUUCGUUUGAACAGCAGAAGGAACUCCUACUCCUCCAGCUGGACAAGAGUAGGCAUCAGCUCCAAGAGCAACAGGUACUCGCCGAAAAAUGUAAAUUUGAGCGUGAGAUUGAACUUGGGAAGCAGGAACUGGAACGAGAAAGGCUGGCUAUUGAGCGUAAACGCUUAGCAUUGAUUGAAGAAGGCAAAAUUGGUUCUAGCCCGAGCCACCCUGAUAUUACAAAAAAUAUCAGACUGCUUCCCAAGUUCGACGAGGCCGACGUCGACACUUUUUUCAACCUGUUUGAGCGAGUAGCGGAUUUGUAUAGUUGGGAGGACACGACUCGCUGUCUGCUGCUGCAGUGUGCGCUGGUUGGUCGAGCCGCGCAGGCAUAUUCGGCUCUGGGCACGGAGGAGAGUCGUAAAUAUGCGUCCGUGAAGAGAGCCGUUUUGAAAGCUUAUGAAUUGGUACCAGAAGCCUAUCGUCAGAAAUUCCGAGGUCUACUGGAUGGAGAGGUGCUGGUGGGCGUGCGCCCUGCCCUCCCACUGCAUGGCGUCUCCAUGAUCCUUGGCAAUGGAUUGGCCAAGUCAUUGGUUUGGCCUGAUGUACCGGCUAACCAGGAUGGUGAGUGUAGUUGGGAGCCUAAUUUGUUACCAUUUUGUGAUGAAGAUAGUGAUGACAUUUUUCACUUUGUAUCUCCCGCGACAAUUGUUACGCGCGCUGCAGCGCGCGCUGAGAGGGAUCGCUUAGAUCUCGGGAAACCACUAGUGCCGCUCUCCCAUUUGCACCACUCUCUCACACGUGAGCAGUUGUUAACAGCACAGAUGAAUGACUCUUCAUUACGGCCCUUAUUCGAUAAAGUGAAAGAUAUACAGGAUUCUGGGCACCCUCAUGGUUAUUUCGUGAAUAAUGGGAUUCUUUUGCGUAAAUAUCUCAAACCCCGUGGCAUUGAACCCAUUUGGCAAGUGGUGGUGCCUGGCUCCCUUCGCGAAAUGGUGUUAACCACAGCACACGAUGAAACGGGGCAUAUGGGAAUUAAAAAGACAUAUGAUCGGAUUGUCCGUCAUUGCUAUUGGCCACGAGUUAAGAGGGCUGUUACUUCCCACGUCAAAACCUGUCACGUAUGUCAAUUAACUGGCAAGCCUAACCAAGUGCCCAAACCGGUGCCCCUUCGACCGAUAGUACCCGCGCCUAAACCUUUCGAGCACCUGGUAGUUGAUUGCGUUGGGCCGCUGCCUCGUUCCAAGUCCGGCUGCUUGUACCUGCUCACCGUCAUGUGUCAGACUACGCGCUACCCUGCCGCCUAUCCACUGCGCUCAAUCACUGUCAAGCCAGUGGUAAAAGCCCUUUCUCAGUUCAUAUCCAUUUUUGGAUUACCAAAAAUAAUCCAGACCGACCGAGGUUCGAACUUUACGUCUAAAAUGUUCUCCCAAGUACUUCGGGUAUUAAAAGUGACGCACAAUACCUCCUCUGCGAGACAUCCGCAAAGCCAAGGAGUGUUGGAGCGUUUCCACCAGACGUACAAGUCAAUGUUAAGGUCGUACUGUGUCGAGCUGGGUGGAGACUGGGAGGAGGGCCUUCCCUGGUUGCUUUUAGCAAUCAGAGAAGUAACUCAGACAAGCACAGGAUUUAGUCCUAACGAAUUAGUGUUCGGACACACGGUGAGAGGACAAGUUUCGUCCCUAUUUGACGGUUGUUUAAGUAAUGAGCCGCCUCAGACAUUGACCGAUUAUGUGAACGGAUUUAGGCGACGCCUGUUCAUGGCAGGCAGAUUGGCUAUGGAACAGCUGAGGAAGUCGCAAAGAAAGAUGAAGCAAGUGUACGAUCGAAAGACAGAGUUGCGUUCUUUCAAGACUGGUGAUUUGGUGAUGGUUCUCCUGCCGGUGGUGAGCUCUCCAUUUCAGGCUCGUUACGCUGGUCCAUACAAAAUCCUCCGGUGCUACAGGAACGAUAAUUACGUAGUGGCUACGCCUGACCGAAAGAGACGUACCCAGCGGUGCCAUGCCAAUCUCCUUAAACUCUACCAUAGCCGUGACCGUGACACUCAACGUAGGGACACUCCCAACCCGGCUCUUGACACCCCUGCGCUAACCACGGAGAGUAAUUUUGACAGGUCACCGUCCUGCAUGGUCUCGUGCGUUGCUCCUCCUCCAGCGGUGGCAGCGCUGGAGGAGCCGCCGGUCUGUGAACCCGACGAUGCCGUGCUUCUUGGUAAAUUAAAUAAUUCCGAGUCGUUAGCAAAUUUGCCUCUAUUGUUGAGCCAUUUGACACCGGAACAGGCGGCAGAAUUGGGAGCGUUGAUUAAAGAAUUCCCGUCGCUGUUUUCGGAUACCCCUACUCAGACAGAUUUAAUUAGCCAUGACAUUGAUGUCGGCAACGCGCCCCCGGUACGGCAACGUUUCUACAGGGUGUCGGGUGAGCGGCGGCAGUUAUUGGAGAACGAGGUACGAUACCUAAUGGAUAACGACUUGGCCGAAAGAUCCUAUUCGAGCUGGACCAGUCCUUGCAUACUGGUGAAAAAGGCAAAUGGCAGCAAUCGAUUUUGUACUGAUUAUCGAAAAUUAAACAGUGUUACUAAACCUGAUUCAUUUCCCCUUCCGCGCAUGGAGGAUUGUGUGGACCAGGUCGGUUCAGCCAAAUUUGUAACCAAGAUUGAUUUACUAAAAGGCUAUUGGCAGAUCCCAUUGACACAACGUGCCCGCGAGGUGUCCUCGUUCGUUACCCCCAGUGGCCUAUAUUCAUACAAGGUGAUGCCAUUUGGCUUGAGAAAUGCCGCAGCCACAUUUCAAAGAUUGAUGAAUCAGGUGGUGGCCAACUUGGAUGGUUGCGCUGUUUACCUGGACGACGCUGUUACGUACAGUGAUACUUGGACCUCCCACCUCGACCGCCUACGGCAGCUGUUCAGCCGCCUUGCCCAAGCUAAACUCACCGUCAACCUGGCGAAGUGUGAGUUCGCCAGGGCGACGGUGACUUAUUUGGGCAAGGUGGUUGGUCAGGGGUCGGUUCGACCAGUGAGAUCGAAGGUACUCGCUAUCGACGCCCUGGCUCCUCCCGCCAACCGACGCCAAUUGAUGAGUUUUUUAGGCAUGGUAGGGUAUUACCGCAGUUUUUGUCCGAAUUUCUCCUCCGUCGUGGCACCACUCACUAACUUGCUGAAAAAAGGGCAACCGUUUGAGUGGACGGCCGUUUGUCAGACCGCUUUUGCAAAAGCCAAGGCAUUCCUCACUUCUGAGCCUCUACUAGCCGCACCGCGCCUUGACCGUCCGUUUAAAUUACAAGUAGACGCCAGUAAGGUCGGAGCUGGGGCUGUUCUACUUCAGGAUGAUGUCAAUGGAGUAGAACACCCUGUUUGCUACUUCUCUCGUAAAUUUAAUUCUUACCAAUUACAUUAUUCUACGAUAGAGAAGGAAGCUCUGGCGUUGGUUUGGGCUCUGCAGACAUUUGAAGUGUAUCUUGGUGGUAGUGCCGAACCCAUCCACAUUUACUGUGACCAUAACCCGUUGGUUUUCUUACAGUCCCUACAGAACCCAAACCAGCGACUCAUGCGUUGGAGUCUAUUCCUGCAGCCCUAUAAUUUGCGCAUCACCCACAUCAAGGGCCGAGAGAACGUCACCGCGGACCCACUAUCUCGUUCUCCCGCCCCUUAGGAUGACUUGAUGGGUCCGGCUAAUGUUAUCUGCGUUAGAUUGGGUUCGGUCGACUACCGGAUUAGAUAUUCAGUUUAGUAGUGUGCUGUUUAGAUGUUUAUUUGUUUUUGUUGUGUUGCCUAACUAGCCUGGGUGGGAUGUUGAUCAAUUUGACAUUUGACUGAUGCUAACAGUGCUGUUGAUGCAGAGAGAAUUCUGAAGUUUUUAUGGGGGGAGGUGUGAUGCCCCUGGCAUCUUAAAACACAGAUGACUAAUUUGCCUCUCUCAGCUGACAGGGAGUGAGCCCGAGGGCGGGGCCUGGAUGAUUGGAAGCGGCCGCACCUGCGCUACUGCCUACUAAAAGCCUCCAGUUCCAACUACCACUCUCUCUCGGCACCCAGGCAUCCACGCUGCUGUCUUUUUUCUUUGUUUUGGACUUCUUGAGAUGUAACAUGCAACACGCAUACACCACAUUACAAUCAUCCAACACCCGUUCUCACUACACCACUGAUUACUGAUAAAUCCCAUCCACCCACUAGUCUAGUUUUGUCUAUGGAUUGGUUGCUAAUAAUAAAUCAAAGAAACGCUGAUUACACGUCUCUG